This is a messenger RNA of Xyrauchen texanus (razorback sucker), 6635 nucleotides long. Its product is annotated as zinc finger protein 665-like. The coding region runs from base 3183 to 5867 and encodes 894 amino acids. The record is from RefSeq and is a predicted model, not a curated record. NCBI's taxonomy places the organism in Eukaryota, Metazoa, Chordata, Actinopteri, Cypriniformes, Catostomidae. The transcript has 13 exons.
AUGUUGUUUUUAUCUCUUUGGUGUUUUAAUGACUUUAAAAGAAGCUCAUUAUCGUCAGAUGUAGUUUGUUUUGUUACUGGUUACAUGCAAGAGGUGAGAAAAACAACAAAACAGUUGAGAACCAGUAGAUUAUUUACACUUUCUGUCUUAAAUUAAAUAUAUUUAUAAUUUUUUUAAUAUUAUUAUAAUUUUUUUUAAAUGUUUGUUGUAAUGUAUCAAAAUUUAACUGCUAUUAAUCACAAUUAAUUUUGUAGUAUUACACUAUUAUUUAGUUAAAAACUGUAAUCGAGUGUGUGUGUGUGUGUGUGUGUGUGUGUGUGUGUGUGUGUGUGUGUGUGUGUGUGUGUGUGUGUGUGUGUGUGAUAUAACACAAAUUAUAUUUUUAUUUAUUUGGUAUGUUUUAAUUUUGCUGUCAUGAUGAUGAAACCCCUGCUGAAAAAUCCAGCUAAAAACAGCCUAAGCUGGUUGGCUGGUCAUAGCUGGUUUAAGCUGGAAGUAGCUGGUUUUAGUUGGUCUCCCAGCCUGGCUUAGCUGGUUUUAGCUGGUCUCCAGCCUGGCUUAGCUGGUCAAGCUGGUCUCCCAGCCUGGACAAGUUGGUGGUAAGCUGGUCUCCCAGCCUGGUUUAGCUGGAUUUAGCUGGUCUUCCAGCCUGGCUUAGCUGGUCAAGCUGGUCUCCCAGCCUGGCUUAGCUGGUCAAGCUGGUCUCCCAACCUGGCUUAGCUGGUUUUAGCUGGUCUCCCAGCCUGGCUUAGCUGGUCAAGCUGGUCUCCCAGCCUGGCUUAGCUGGUUUUAGCUGGUCUCCAGCCUGGCUUAGCUGGUCAAGCUGGUCUCCCAGCCUGGACAAGUUGGUGGUCAGCUGGUCUCCCAGCCUGGUUUAGCUGGAUUUAGCUGGUCUUCCAGCCUGGCUUAGCUGGUCAAGCUGGUCUCCCAGCCUGGCUUAGCUGGUCAAGCUGGUCUCCCAACCUGGCUUAGCUGGUUUUAGCUGGUCUCCCAGUCUGGCUUAGCUGGUCAAGCUGGUCUCCCAGCCUGGCUUAGCUGGUCAAGCUGGUCUCCCAACCUGGCUUAGCUGGUUUUAGCUGGUCUCCCAGCCUGGCUUAGCUGGUCAAGCUGGUCUCCCAGCCUGGCUUAGCUGGUUUUAGCUGGUCUCCAGCCUGGCUUAGCUGGUCAAACUGGUCUCCCAGCCUGGACAAGUUGGUGGUCAGCUGGUCUCCCAGCCUGGUUUAGCUGGAUUUAGCUGGUCUUCCAGCCUGGCUUAGCUGGUCAAGCUGGUCUCCCAGCCUGGCUUAGCUGGUCAAGCUGGUCUCCCAACCUGGCUUAGCUGGUUUUAGCUGGUCUCCCAGUCUGGCUUAGCUGGUCAAGCUGGUCUCCCAGCCUGGCUUAGCUGGUCUCCCAGCCUGGCUUAGCUGGUUUUAGCUGGUCUCCCAGCCUGGCUUAGCUGGUCAAGCUGGUCUCCCAGCUAAAACCAACACUGACCAGCUAAGACCAGCCUGACCAGCUAAAACCAGCUAAGAACAGCCUGACCAACUAAGACCAGCUAACCCAGCUAACACAGUACCAGUUACGUAAUUUUUCUGUACUUUUUGGUAAUUUCAUGACUUACUAACUGGUAACGUAACUACAACGUCGCAGGCCCGUAAUUUCAUUACCAUUAAAUUACCAAUUCACAACGUUGUCAUUACGGGCUCCUAAUGUUGCAAGAUAACCAAGAACGUUUCAGUUACGUAAUAUAUUCGUAAUUUUGUGUGCAAUUGUAUGACUUACUGGCAAUGAGACUGCAAUGUCCCAGGCCCGUAAUUUUACCACCUUUCACGUAAUAACUCAAGACAAAUUGCAUUUGUUUGUUUGUUUUUGUUGCUGUAGCAGUUGCAUAACACCAAGUGUUGUACAUCUGGAAGACAGUUACAUUUGACAAAAAGGGGUCAUAUGAAAUAAAAUGUUAAUAGUAAUGUAUUUCAUGCAUUCUUUGUUUUGUAUCCGUUUGCUUUACAGUCUCAGACGAUUAAUUAUUUGGACAUUACAUUUUUUAAUCCUCUGCAACAGAAUACAAACCACAAUUUGGGAUCCUGACAUGUCAAAUUCCUAUGCUAUGUGGAGGUCCUCUGGAUAAAGACAACACACACAUAUAUUCAACUUUAUGAAGGCACUUUAUUUAGACCAGGAUACACAAUUUCUGUAUCAAACAGGCUUCUUAAAGGUUGCAAUAUAUUUAUCACUUGAUAUGAUCCACAUAUUAAUUUGCUACAGGUGUGUAAUGCUUUGUAGUAACUUGUAAAAAAUGGCCAACUUAACCCCCUAUUGUCUGACCUAAAUUUAGGCAAUGUAUAGGAUCUUCACACUUAAGAGUGCCCACUGACAUUUUUCCAUUCCCCCACACAUUAACUUUGUGUGGGGGAACAAAGUUGACUUUGACAUUAACUGUCAGGGAUACAGUAGGACAUUUAAUGAUAACAAGGAAGUAAGUAUACUGUAUGAUAUGACAUUUUGAAAAGGAACCACGAUGCACAAAAUUGCUAUGUACACAAAUUUUACUUAAAGGGAUACACUUUAAUGAUUGCAGGAUCCGUACCUUAAUGCGCGCACGCAGCACAGUCUGCGCAUGCUCAUUGUCUUGUGAUGUUAGAGACAUAAUUAGAUUUAAAAAAUAAUUAUUAUUUUUUAUAUAGAAUCCAAAAAAAUAAAUAAAUAAAUAAUGUAAUGCAAAGGAAAACAAAAUAUCAAAAUUUCCGUUCAUUAAAAAAAGCAGCUUGAUUACGUCGUUUAACUUCUUUUUUUUUUUUUAAAUAACCGUUGCCUGAGGCGCGAAUUCCGACCGUGACCACACGCUGGAAGACACAAGGCGAUUAUGUUCGCGUUCAUUAAAUGGGUGGAGGAUGAAAAAUUCCCAAUUCUGCCCACUGAACAUAUUAGAAAAUUUUAUGAGGAUGAAUACACAGCGGGAAUGGACGAAAAUUACGUUUACUUGGUGGAGUUGCGCCAAGGCGUCAAAGAGCCGAAAGGGGGGUGGGUGGCCGGCCUAUGAGGCCUCCAUCAUCAAGAUAGCAGAUAACAUCAGUUAAUAGGUAGUAGGCCUAUGUAGCGUUAUUCUACCUCCUCAGAAAGGGAAAGAACUUUACAAAUGAAACUUAAGGAAACUGAAGAACAGCUACCCAAGUCAGACACUGAAGAGAAAGAGUAAACCUUCAAUGAAUCUCAUAGAGGCCGCAGAGAUGAGAGAGGAACCAUCAGCUAAGAAAAAGAUUCCAUCUCAUGUUCCCAUCUCACAUGCUCAUAAACCUUUGGAAUCAAAUGAAGAUUUCCUUGAUCAUAACAGCAAGAUAUUUUCUGAUGUAGAUAUGGUGCCAAAGGCUCCAUCCAAGUCUUCUCUGUCUGGUUCUGCCAAAUGUUGCAGUGAUGCUAAUUAUGUUGAGUUAGCACAUGGCACAGGGAUAACCAUUCUAAAGCAUCAAUGGACUUCUGCCGUGCAGACCCAAACAGCCACUUCAAUGGUACAUGUUCUUUUAAUGGCCUCCUUCCCACUGGAGAUUCUGAUCCACAGCAAUUUGAAAGGAGGAAUGAGUAAAACUGACUGUGGUGCAGAGAGAAGGAAUGCCCUUGACAAGGACACCAUGGCAGCAAUAUAUGUGGCAGUGAAGAAGUUUUCCAAUGUGUCCAGAGGAGCUUUGGGGUUUGCAGUGAAUUCUAAGAUGGGGGAACUGAGAUGGCUUGAAAAAAAGUUAAUUUUUAGAAAUAUGUUCAUCAUGAGAGAGCAGGUGGAUGUGAUUCAUGCUGGAGAACAGCAGAUGCUGCAGACACCAGUGAAGAUUGAAGUGAAGCUGGAGAUAAAAGAAGAAAACAAUGCAGAGGAACAACAGACUGAUGAAGAUGAUGAACAGCAGAUGCUGCAGACACCAGUGAAGAUUGAAGUGAAGCAGGAAGAGAUAAAAGAAGAAAACACAACAGAAGAACAACAGACUGAUGAAGAAGACAAAGAACAGCAGAUGCUGCAGACACCAGUGAAGAUGUGUUCAGUGAAGCUGCUGGACUGCAGGAACCAGAUGAAGAUGAGAGGAGAAACCACAGCAGAGGAACUACAGGUUGAUGAAGAUGAUGAUGAUUUUAUUCCUUCAGAGCUGAUGGAAGUAAGAGAAGAACGUGAAAAGCUGAAGGAAGUGGAGGAGGAACAGCAUGGUUUCAUAACGGGAGAAAAAUCUUUAAGUGGCUCAAAGACAGAAGACAAUUUCUCACCUAAAAAGCCUCAAAGAACAGCCAAGAAAGCUUUCUCCUGCUCUCAGUGUGGAACAUGUUUCACAUAUAAAAGCAAACUUAAUAUACACAUGAGAGUUCACACUGGAGAGAAACCUUACACGUGCCAUCUGUGUGGAAAUAGUUUUGCAUAUGCUACCAGUUUCAAGAGUCAUCUCUUUUGCCACUCUGGAGAAAAGUCAUUUGAAUGUGAUAAGUGUGGUAAAACAUUUGUUCUGGUACAGUACCUAAAACAACAUCUGAAAACUCACACAAAUGAGAAGCCUUACAAGUGUUCAUUUUGUGAAAAGUGUUUUUCAUGCAUGUCCUAUUUGAAAAAACACCAGAAAAUACAUACCGGUGUGGCAGCUCAUGUGUGCUUUGAAUGUGGGAAGACCUUUAUUACAGCCAGUGACUUGAAACGGCAUGAAAUAAUUCAUACUGGAGAGAAACCAUACAAGUGCUCAUACUGUGAAAAGAGUUUCAGAAAUUCAGUAAACCUGAAAACACAUGAGAGAAUUCAUACUGGAGAAAAACCAUACAAGUGCUCACACUGUGAAAAGAGUUUCUUUCGGUCACAAAACCUGAAAACGCACGAGAGAUUUCAUACUGGAGUAAAACCUUACAAGUGCUCACACUGUGAAAAGAGUUUCACUCUGUCACAAGAACUAAAAACACAUGUGAGAUUUCAUACUGGAGAAAAACCUUACAAGUGCUCACACUGUGGAAAGAGUUUCACACAGUCAAAACAACUGAAAACACAUGAGAGAAUUCAUAUUGGAGAGAAACCAUACAAGUGCUCACACUGUGGAAAGAGUUUCACACAUUUACAACACCUGAAAACACACAAGCGAAUUCAUACUGGAGAGAAACCAUACAAGUGCUCUCACUGUGGAAAGAGUUUCACUCAGUCAGUAAACCUGAAAACACACGAGAGAUUUCAUACAAGAGAGAAACCUUACAAGUGCUCACACUGUGGAAAGAGUUUCACUCAGUCUUAUCACCUGAAAACACACGAGAUAAUUCAUACUGGAGACAAACCAUUCAAGUGCUCACAGUGUGGAAAGAGUUUCACUCAGUCAUCAGAAAUCCUGAAAAGACACGAGAUAAUUCAUACAGGAGAGAAACCUUACAAGUGCUCACACUGUGAGAAGAGUUUCACUUGGUCAGAAAGCCUGAAAACACACGAGAGAAUUCAUACUGGAGAGAAACCUUACAAGUGCUCACACUGUGGAAAGAGUUUCACUUGGUCACAAAACCUGAAAAUACACGAGAGAAUUCAUACUGGAGAGAAACCAUACAAGUGCACGCACUGUGAAAAGAGUUUCACUCAGUCAAAAAACCUGGAAACUCACGAGAGAAUUCAUACUGGAGAAAAACCUUACAAGUGCUCACACUGUGAGAAGAGAUUCACUUGGUCACAAAACCUUAAAACACAUGAAAGAAUCCAUACUGGAGAAAAACCUUACAAGUGCUCACACUGUGGAAAGAGUUUCACUCAGUCAGUUAACCUGAAAAAACACGAGAGAUUUCAUACUGGAGAAAAACCAUACAAGUGCUCACACUGUGGAAAGAGUUUCACUCAGUCAGGAAACCUGAAAAAGCAUGAGAUAUUUCAUACUGGAGAGAAACGGCUCACACUGUGAAAAGAGUUUCACUCGGUCACAAGACCUGAAAAAACAUGAGAGAAUUCAUUCUAGAGAAAAACCAUUCAAGUGCUCACACUGUGGAAAGCGUUUCACUCAGUCAGUAAACCUGAAAACACAUGAGAGAAUUCAUACUGGAGAGAAACCAUACAAGUGCACGCACUGUGAAUAGAGUUUCACUCAGUCAGGAAACCUGAAAACACAUGAGAGAAUUCAUACUGGAGAAAAACCAUACAAUUGCUCACACUGUGGAAAGAGUGUCACUCGGUCACAAGACCUGAAAACACAUGAGAGACACCAUACAACUCAGGGCCUGAAAUUCAUUUCUGAAAAUGGGAGGGAAUUCCCCCCUUAAGGCCUCGAUAUACUUCCUACGAAACGAAAGUAUGAACAGUUGUGACAUCAUAUCCAGUCACCUAGCGCCCCCACUUUGCUAAGGAACGGAGUAAAUUACAUACCCAAAUAAAAGGUUUACUGCUCAUGAGCAAAAACUGUCAGGACUGACUAAGCAAACAGCAGAAAAACAGCAUCUGGCACGAGGCAGCAGACACAAAAUCUGGCAUGAGACAGCAGAGGGGGAAUAAUUAGGAAGCAAACUAAUCAAGGGAAGGUGGAACAGAUUACAAGCAGCCACAAUAAUAAGGGCUAAGCAAAUCAGCAGGAGGAUCAUGGCAGCAAAUGUGAUUUGGAGCAUGGCAUGAUUGUUUUUGCCAGAUGGGCAUUUUUGAGUAUUUCCUGAUCUCUGAGAUUUUCAUGCACAACAGUCUC